CUCUACUGGAUAUAGUACCUGAGGAGCUGCACCAGGGGCUUCUGCUGUACGGGAUAUAGUACCUGAGGAGCUGCACCAGGGGCUUCUGCUGUACUGGAUAUAGUACCUGAGGAGCUGCACCAGGGGCUUCUGCUCUACUGGAUAUAGUACCUGAGGAGCUGCACCAGGGGCUUCUGCUGUACUGGAUAUAGUACCUGAGGAGCUGCACCAGGGGCUUCUGCUCUACUGGAUAUAAUACCUGAGAAGCUGCACCAGGGGCUUCUGCUCUACUGGAUAUAGUACCUGAGGAGCUGCACCAGGUGCUUUUUAUCUACUGGAUAUAGUAUAAGGGGGUUCCUAUUGGGUAUCAUUGGUAACAUAAGAGAUCUACCAGGGUCAUGUUCUGCUAGAUAUUGUAGGACAGGAGCUUCACCAGGAGAAUCUUCUCUGAUGGAUAUUGUGGGACGGGAACUAUACCUGGACCUUCUUCUCUGCUGGAUAUUCUAGGACAGGAACUUCACCUGGAGCAUCUACUUUACUGGAUAUUGUAGAACAGAAACUGUACCUGGAGUAUCACCUCUGAUAUCCUUGGACAAGUUUCAAAUGGAGCAUCUCCUCUGCUGGAUAUUGUAGGACAGUAGCUACACCUGGAGCAUCUCCUCUACUGAUAUCCUAACACACCUUUUUGUUGGAUAGUAACUCGAAGGACUUCAGUUGGGUAAUGGACUGAAGAAGACUAGGAGCCAUGCUGAGAUAAUAGGACAGAUACCUGUCCUGUUUGCCAGGAAGUUGAGAACCUUUACAGAACCACACCCCUGCACUCUUCAUAGUAGUCUACCAGAUUUUUUUUUUUUUACAACUACUAGAAGAUCUGUGCUCCUGCUUGGACCAUACUAUGGGGCUGUCACAGUCUAGAUCUCUGGUGACUCGGGAGCUUAUAGAGAAGACUGGAUUCUCAGCAGAACAAAUUGAACAUCUACACAAGCGCUUCAUCUACCUAACAGGUGACAAACCGGUUCUCAGCAAAAGAGAUUUGGAAAAGGUCUCAGACUUGGAGCAGAAUCCUAUAAGAGACAAAAUAAAAAAUGCUUUCUUUGACAAGAGAAAUCUACGGACAGGAUCUUAUGGGUAUGAAAGCGAAAUUAACUUUGAGCAAUUUCUCAUCAUUAUGUCCAACUUCCGCCCCAUGGCUGGGCAUAUAGACGAGGAGAACAUUAGUUUAUGUCGUAAAGACAAGCUGAGAUUUCUGUUCAACAUGUAUGAUGCCGACAAUGACAGCAAGAUCACCCUGGAUGAAUACAGAAAUGUGGUAGAAGAGCUACUAUCGGGGAAUCCGCACAUUGAGAAAGAGACAGCAAGGUCUAUUGCAGAUGGAGCUAUGAUGGAAGCAGCCAGCAUUUGUGUGGGGCAAAUGGAACCAGACCAGAUAUAUGAAGGAAUCACCUUUAAAGACUUUUUGAAGAUCUGGGAAGGAAUUGAUAUUGAAACCAAAAUGCUUGUCAGAUUCCUGAACAUGGACACUAUACCUUCCUGCCAUUGAAUCAUCUGGUGCUGGAGUGAAAAUCAUGAUGUAAACUCUUCAUUUAAAGAUGAUCUUGGGGUCUUCAUCAUUUAUAAUAGUAACUUUAUAUUUAAUGCUUUCGGUACUAGUUGUAUUUUGUGCAAACCCUGUCCAUAUGUUCAUUAGGGCCUAUGAACAUCAUAACGUGGGGCGUUCCCCCAUCCAUGCUCCCCUCUAUGAGACAGAACAGAAAGCGCAUCCGUGUAACCAGAUAUAUGUAGUCUUUCCAGAUACAGCUAUAAUUAUGGUUAGCCCUACACUGAAAAAUCUGAACUUUUAUUUUAAGGAAGUUUUGCCAAAUUAGAUGUAGAUUAGCCAGUUAUUGAC
This is a messenger RNA of Bufo bufo (common toad), 1867 nucleotides long. RefSeq names its product tescalcin (gene TESC). The transcript is spliced from 8 exons. The record is from RefSeq and is a predicted model, not a curated record. Bases 875 to 1519 code for a protein of 214 amino acids. NCBI's taxonomy places the organism in Eukaryota, Metazoa, Chordata, Amphibia, Anura, Bufonidae. Gene Ontology annotation, molecular function: calcium ion binding.